GGUGAUGUGGCAGAGACAUAUUCCAUGUUUGUUGUAACAAUGUCUCUUUUGAAAGAAAGAUUUGAGCAUGUCUUCUAUGUUCCUGGAAACCAUGACCUUUGGUGCCGUCGUGAGGAACAAAAUUAUGUAAGGUUGAUUCUCUUGAAAAGCUGAAUAAAUUGCUUGAUGCAUGUAAGAGAAUUGGAGUUGAGACAAAUCCAAUGGUUGUAGAUAAAUUAGGAAUCAUUCCUUUGUUCUCUUGGUACCAUGAGAGCUUUGACAAAGAGAAGGACAUAACAGGCUUUCGCAUCCCGUCAUUGGAGAUGGCAUGUAAGGACUUCUAUGCAUGUAAGUGGCCGGAGGGCCUUUCAGAUAUCUCCCUCGCUUUAUAUUUUGAUGCCAUGAAUGAUAAACAAAUGAAAUUGAUAAAGGAGAUUCAGAUGACUUGUGAUCACAUCAUUACCUUUUCCCACUUUGUUCCCAGGCAGGAACUAUGUCCAGAGAAGAGGAUGUUAUUCUAUCCCAAGCUCCCAAAAAUAAUUGGUUCAGACUCUCUUGAAGAUCGAAUAAGGUCUAUACAUGGGGCUGAGGGAAGGAGGGUUGGAUCUUCUUGUCAUGUGUUUGGUCACACCCAUUUUUGCUGGGAUGCUAUUGUCGAUGGUAUCAGGUAUGUACAAGCACCCUUAGCAUACCCAAGGGAAAGGAAGAGAAGAAUGAAUGGAGGUGAAAAUUGGCUACCCUUUUGCCUUUAUGCUGACAAAAAAUUUGCUGAUAGACUCAACCCUUGUUUUUGGUCUGAUUAUUACUCUGCCAACCCUAGGACACCUCAUGAUACUAAACUUGCUCCUUGGGUCGCCAGGUUUUACAAACAAACACAAAGUAUAGAUGUAUAAUAUUGACUCUUUUACAUUAUUAUGAUGCAUUUAUUUGUUAUUAGACAUAAAGGACAGGUUGUGCCUUUUCCAUUUAUAUGAGAUUUAGGCAUAGGUAGCAAUCCAAUUAUGUAAUUUGUUAA
This is a messenger RNA of Gastrolobium bilobum, 994 nucleotides long. RefSeq lists its product as uncharacterized. Bases 201 to 872 code for a protein of 223 amino acids. Lineage: Eukaryota; Viridiplantae; Streptophyta; Magnoliopsida; Fabales; Fabaceae. The record is from RefSeq and is a predicted model, not a curated record. The transcript is spliced from 6 exons.